UCUUUAACACUUAGCCUCCACUUCACGCCGAUCGGCGAGCUUCCGGUUUAGCCCCUUGACUCCACAUCACGCCUUUCGGCGUUGUGUACCCUAGUGACUGCAUAACAACCAAAAUCAUUCUAUUUAUCAGUCAUAGUGAACUCCCCUUUGACAUGCGCACUAAAUAUCAAAAGCUACUUCCUUCCGCGUCCUUUCUCAGCCUUUUGCGGGAAAAUUGACGGUGCGAAUGCUUUGUCUCGUGUUGUGAAUCGAAGUGAUGGCAUCUACCAGUGACAACUCUAUUUUUCGCCACGAUGACGACUCAGGAGACGAGUUUCCUGAUGAUGUUAGCGAUGCUUCUACUAUUAGUUACACUGUAGGAGGAUCUGAGGAAACAAGUAGGUCUUCGUCUCCUGUUCCUUUUGUUUGUGAUGAGCCUAGUUCUAGUUCUAGAUCUAGUACUACGACAGCGAGGAGGAGACCGACGCCUGGGGCUGCACGUCAACAAGCCAGUAGAUCUAGGCCUACAGCUAACCACGCUCAUCAGUUUGACUGGCUAGUCUACGACGAUCGCGAUCCCUACGAAGCAGAACGAUGGAUGCCAGCAUUCUCUUCACCUACAGGCAUUGUUGUUGACAGCAGCAACUUUGAUGCUGUCAAAUACUUCAGCUUGUUUUUCACUGACGAUGUCAUCAACUUGCUGGUGAGGGAGACAAACGCCUACGCCAGACACUGUCUACUCGCUCGCGACUGUUACUACAAGGAACGGUGGAAAGAAACCGAUGCGGUGGAGAUGCGAGCUUUCAUAGGACUGCAAAUAGGUAAGACGAAGUCUUUGUUUUUAUUAUAUUACAUUCGUAGUGUUAGAUCUAGAUUAGAUCUAGAUCUAGUCCAUGAGAUCUAUGAAUGAAUGAAUGUCAUAAUCUUUCAUCCAAGUAUUCUUAUCAUGGUCCUCGGGCUUGGCUGUCCUAGUUCAUGAGUAUAGAGUUGUGUUGUAGGCUAUAGAUCUAGAUCACAUGGGGCAUGGGGAGAGUGCAUGUCACAUGUGACAUGUGUUUGUGUGAGUGGACAUAUUACUAAAUUAGAUCUAAUCUAUGCGUUUGUUUGUGUUAUGAAUCAGGAGUGUUGAUCAUGGUCCUUGUGCUUGGAGUCCUAGUUCAUGAUUAUAAUUUUUUUGUGCAUAGAUUACAUGGGAGAGUGUAUGUCACAUGUGUUUGUGUGAGUGGACAUAGAAUCUUAUGACAUGAAUAUUUAUAGUUUGUCGUUAUGACACUAGACGUCUAGUAUUAGUUUACAUUGCGAAAAGAGAAGGUUGGUAUAUUUCGUUUGAUUGUUGUUAGCAUAUAAUUUAGAAGGAAUAUUGAUCUAAAAUAUUGUAACUUUACUUGGGUAGAUUUGGUGUCUAUAUAUAGAUCUAUAUAUUAUGUGGGCGCCGAGGCGUCGGUGGCGAUUUGGUUAGAACAUUGACUCAUGCGCUAUACAUGUGCUAUUAUUAUUUUAUAUAUUUUAUUGGUUUGUCUUUUUUAUUGUUACAUUGUCAAGUGAUCAGUGAUUGUAAAAGUGUUAUGUUGAACAUGCGAUUUCCAAAUUUCACACUUUUUUUCUCGUGUUUAUAAUUCACAGCCAUGGGCUUCAGUCCGAAGAAAAGUCUGGAGGACUACUGGGACAGCUACUGGCUGUUUGAGACUAAAUUUAGCGACGUCCUCUCCCGCCACCGGUAUCAGAUGUUGCAAGCCUUUUUUCAUGUGAGUGACAUACAGACACACAUUCCUCGUGGUCAGGAUGGUUACAAACCACUAGCUAAAAUUCAGCCUCUGCUCGACCUCCUUGUUCCGCAGCUGUCUGCGGUGUACUACCCUCAUCGAGAGAUCAGCAUUGACGAGAGCAUGGCGCGGUUCAAGGGCAGAUGUCACUUUCGUCAAUUUAUGCCCGACAAACCGACCAAGAGGGGUUUCAAGGUGUUCGUCGUUUGUGAUGCCCGUAAUUACUAUGCCCUAAACCUCAUGAUAUAUACUGGUAAAGAGCACUUUGUCGUUCCUCAGGACAAGAGUUUCACCGAGCAUCUCGUAACUACUCUUAUGGCACGGUACAUGGACAAAGGGCAUGUCCUGUUCAUGGACAACUUUUAUUCUUCUCCGUCGUUGUUUGCGACUCUUCAGGGUGCUUUGACUGGUGCUGUCGGCACUGUUGUCGAAAGUCGACGUGAUUUCCCAGCUGAGCUGAAGCGCGCAAACCUAAUUUUGAAAAAAGGAGACGACCCUGUGUUUUACAGGUCCAACGACAUGGUCGCUGUCUCCUGGCACGACACGAAACGUGUAAACCUCCUGAGCACGGUCCAUACUAACAAUACUGUGCACAAGCGCAUUCGUGCGAAAGAUGCCCCAGGCGGGUACAGGUCUGUCGACAAACCGGUCAUCGCGGACACGUACAACUCAUUCAUGGGUGGCGUGGACCAUUUUGACCAGCUGAUGAAGAACUACGCGUAUCCACACCGCAAUUAUAAAUGGUACCACGCCCUGUACCACUACCUGAAAGACCUUUCUUUGGUCAACGGCUGCAUCCUCAUGGUGCGAGAUGGCCAUUCGACAUCUGCAAAGGAUUUCCGCAAAUCUGUGGUGGACGCCCUCAUUCGGCCUCACAUGAUUCGGCGACAGAACGACAGACACCAAACAAACAACGCUGUCGAUCGCCUAAAUGCUGCAGCCUUCGGGCAUUUCCCAGCAAAAUUUGCAGACCCUAAGCACCGCCCCGUUUGCAAAGUCUGCGCUUCCGUCAAGAAACGUGCUCAGUGUCGGCAUUAUUGUCCCACGUGCAAUGUUGCACUUUGUAUUGACAACUGCUUCAGAAUAUACCACACGGCAAAAGAUAUCAAGGAAGCAAGGCAACAGCUGACUCAGUGAACAGUUAUGUGUGUGAAUUCAUAUGUGCUGAUGGAUUAUUUUGCGCCAGUGAGUGAGUUGGGCUAAUUCUAGUCAAUGUCACACUAUAUUUGCAUGUGUAUGCCAACAGAACAACUGCACUUCAAAACAGCUAACAUGAUAAUAUAGUUUUCAGUAUUGUGUCAUUCUAACCUGUGGUAUAUUUUUUUACAUCUUGCUCGUUGUUUCAUGCAGAUCACUUUCACACAAAAGCUAUCCGUUUCUUAGAAAUAUUAUUUUUGCGUUUUUCCCAAUCGGAACAUUUUAUUCAAAGUUGUUGUCUUUUUUUCGUAUUUCUUGUGUUUUCUACAUAUUUCCUCUAUUUUCAUGGGCUCAAAACAGUUUCAUGUUUUGUGUGAGACGUGGUAUUGCAAAAAUUUGAAUUGUGCUAAACAAUUUGUGUGCUGAGGAAAUUUCUUCCGAGUUAGACUUUCAGCACCUUUAGAUUCUAUUUUCCUUCCGACUCACUCAAUACGUAAAUACUUCUAUGCGUAUGGUUCAUAUCAUUCGCAAAUGGUCAAAUUAAUUUUGAAGCAAGUUUUAGAUGGUAUCUGUUUUGAUUUUUUUGUUAUUCUACUGCCAAAAAAAGCAAAUUUGGGCUUUUUUGUGUUAUACUUGAUCAUUACAUAAUCAAAAUGGCCGCCUUUUCCGCAUAUAUAUGUUUUUUUUUUCCGUUUUCUGAAUGCUCUGUCAAUUAUUAUGCACCCUGCAAAAUUUCAUGAUGAUACAUGUAUUAGUUUUUGAGAAAUUUGAAUUUUACUGAACCACCCUAUGCUGUGAAAAUAGCCUCCGAUUUAGACUGUUUCAGUACGUUUCCGUAUUUCCUUCCGACUCCCUCAAAAUGCGAAAAUACUUCAAUUUCUAUGGUGCAUAUCACUCAGAAAUGGUCAAAUCAACUUUGAAGGGUGUUUUAGGUGGUAUCUGUUUUGAUUUUUAAAUUAUUCUACUUCCAAAGAAGCAAAUUUUGGCCUUUUUUGUGUUAUAAUUGCUCAUUACAUAAUCACAAUGGCCGCUUUUUCCGCGUAAUUUUUUUUUUUUUUUUUUUUCUGAAUGCUUUGUCUAUUCUUAUGUACCCUGUAAAAAUUCAUGAUGAUACAUGUAUUGGUUUUUGAGAACUUUGAAUUUUACUGAACCACCCUAUGCUGUGAAAAUAGCCUCCGAUUUAGACUGUUUCAGUACGUUUCCGUAUUUCCUUCCGACUCCCUCAAAAUGCGAAAUUACUUCAAUUUCUAUGGUGCAUAUCACUUAGAAAUGGUCAAAUCAACUUUGAAGGGUGUUUUAGGGGGUAUCUGUUUUGAUUUUUGUAUUAUUCUACUUCCAAAGAAGCAUAUUUUGGCUUUUUUGGUGUUAUAAUUGCUCAUUACAUAAUUGCAAUGGCCGCCUUUUCCACUUUUUUUUUUUUUUUUUUGCCUUUUCUAAAUGCUUCUUCUAUUCUGAUGCACCCUGUAAAAUUUCAUGGUGAUACCCAUAUUAGUUUUUGAGAAAUUUGAAUUGAACUGAACCACCCCUGUGCUUUGACAGUGGCCUUCGAUUUAGCUUGUUUCGAUACCUUUUUUAUUUUCUUCUGACACUCUCAAAAACCAGAAAUACUUCUGUUGCUGUGGUUCAUGUCACUCACAAGUGACCAAAUAAACUUUGUAACAUGAUAUAUGAAAU
Messenger RNA from Aplysia californica (California sea hare), 4553 nucleotides. RefSeq names its product piggyBac transposable element-derived protein 4-like. The record is from RefSeq and is a predicted model, not a curated record. Lineage: Eukaryota; Metazoa; Mollusca; Gastropoda; Aplysiida; Aplysiidae. The transcript has a single exon. The coding region runs from base 1605 to 2879 and encodes 424 amino acids.